AUGUCAAAUGAAUCUACAAAACCAUACGAAGAAUUGGAUCAAAUUUCCGCUGAUGAGAAAUCCUUCUUGAAUGCUGUCGAUAGAGGCGAUAUUUCAGGAGUUAGAAGAAUUCUGAAGCAAUAUCAGGAAAGUAAUCACAUUAACAUCAACACGACAGAUUCGCUUGGGCGUUCAGCGUUAAUGAUCGCCAUUGACAACGAAAAUUUGGAAAUUGUUGAGUUAUUGGUAGAUCAUUGCGAUAAUACGUAUGACGCACUUUUGCAUGCCAUUUCCGAAGAAUUCGUUGAAGCAGUAGAAGUUUUGUUGGAUUGUGAUAAUUUGGAGCCUCGUUCUGAAAAUUCUGAUCCAACAAGCACAGAUCCGCCAUUGGUUUUAGCUGCACAUCGUGACAAUUAUGAAAUUAUUAAAAUUUUGCUCGAUAAAGGAUAUACGUUGCCCAUUCCUCAUGACAUACGUUGCGGAUGCAGCGAAUGUAUUUGCAGUCGAAUGGAUGACUCUCUGAAACAUUCCAAAAGUCGAAUUAGCGCUUAUCAAGCAUUAUCGAGCCCAAGUUUGAUCUGUCUCUCAUCAAAAGAUCCUAUUUUAACAGCAUUUGAACUUUCAUGGGAGUUACGUCGCUUAAGUAAACUCGAGAACGAAUUCAAACUCGAAUAUCAGAAUUUACGUGCAAAAUGUAUGACAUUCACAUCUUCGUUGCUCGAUCACGUUCGAAGUUCAAAUGAGCUUGAAAUCAUCUUAAAUCACGAUCCGUAUGGACCGCCAUAUGAACAAGGAGAACGCAUGAAGUUAAGUCGUCUCAAAUUAGCAGUCAAAUUAAAACAGAAGAAAUUUGUGUCACACUCGAAUGUGCAACAACUCUUGACGAGCAUUUGGUAUGAUGGCUUGCCCGGAUUUCGUCGCAAAAAUAUGGCUUUACAAUUGUUGGAAAUUCUCAAAAUUGGUUUCAUGUUUCCCUUUUUAUCGAUAGUAUAUAUCAUUAUGCCUCACUCGAAACUCGGCAGUAGCAUGCGAAAGCCAUUCAUUAAAUUUAUUUGUCAUAGCGCCUCGUAUUUUAUGUUUCUGUUUCUGUUAAUUCUCGCAUCUCAACGAAUCGAAACAAUAGUCGGAGGAUUAUGGGACAACGAUGAAAGCGCAACGGGUGAAAAGCUGAAAGAUAUUCCCAUAAAACGUGGCGAAAGCCCAACAAUCAUCGAAUGGGUCAUUCUCAUCUGGGUUAUGGGACAAAUUUGGGAUGAAGUAAAGCAACUUUGGACUGUAGGGAUUCAAGAAUACGUCACGGAUAUGUGGAAUAUCAUCGAUUUCGUGACAAAUUCGUUGUAUGUCGCAACAGUUGCUUUAAGGAUCGUUUCAUAUUGUCAAGUUCGGAUGUUGGAUAGCGACUCGCAUAUUCCGCGUGAAAAAUGGGAUGCAUGGGAUCCAAUGUUGCUUUCUGAAGGACUUUUUAGUGCAGCAAAUAUCUUCAGUUCAUUGAAAUUGGUUUAUAUUUUUUCCGUAAAUCCGCAUUUGGGACCUUUACAAAUUUCCUUAUCUCGAAUGGUAAUGGAUAUCAUCAAAUUUUUCUUCUUGUACGUGCUUGUGUUGUUUGCAUUUUCAAGCGGAUUGAAUCAAUUGUUAUGGUAUUAUGCGAGUUUGGAAAGAAAACGAUGUGUCGACAUAACAACGAGUAAAGUCAAAUUUCAAGGCACUGAUCCGAAUGCUUGCUACAUAUGGAGACGAUUUUCAAAUUUAUUCGAAACUGCACAAUCCCUAUUUUGGGCUGUUUUUGGAUUAAUCGAUCUCGACAGCUUUGAACUUGAAGGCAUCAAAAUCUUCACACGCUUUUGGGGAAUGUUAAUUUUUGGCACAUAUUCCGUCAUUAAUAUCGUCGUUUUAUUAAAUUUGCUUGUUGCCAUGAUGAAUCACUCUUAUCAACUUAUUUUCGAUCGAGCUGACAUGGAAUUCAAAUUUGCUCGUUCAAAACUUUGGAUCAGCUACUUCGAAGAAGGCGGAACAGUUCCCGUACCUUUCAACAUUAUUCCGUCUCCGAAGACAAUUUGGUACAUUAUCAAAUGGAUUCGUCGUGAAUUUUGUAAUCAUUCAAAAAUCAUCAAAAAGGAGCAAAUGAAGACGAUCAAAAAAGUUCGUAAAGCAAAUGAACGGGAUACGCGUUAUAAAGAUGUCAUGCGAAAUUUGGUACGAAGAUUUAUCACAGCAAAUCAGAAGAAAACUGAUAGUCAAACAAUUACGGAGGACGAUGUGAACGAAAUUAAACAAGAUAUUUCAGCAUUCCGAUGUGAAGUUGUUGAAUUGUUAAAAAAUAGCGGAUUACAACAAGGAGGAUCUUCAGCGACAAAUACAACGACGUCAUCUAUCGAAGAAAACACGAACAAAAAACGAAAACCAAAAAUGCGGAAACUCGUAAAGGGCUAUAGCGUUGCUUGUGGCUUCUUAAACUCAUCAUCUGAAAGUCGUGAUAGUUUGGAAAAAAUUACUGAUGCUGUCAGUUUAGUCGAUGACGUGAUGUAUGCACCCGGAUUGACUCCUCGACGACAUUUAGUUUUCCCGAAUUAUGCAAGAACGAAAGAAACCCGAUAA
Messenger RNA from Culicoides brevitarsis, 2574 nucleotides. It is a transcript of the gene Trpgamma, whose product is annotated as transient receptor potential-gamma protein. The coding region runs from base 1 to 2574 and encodes 857 amino acids. NCBI's taxonomy places the organism in Eukaryota, Metazoa, Arthropoda, Insecta, Diptera, Ceratopogonidae. The transcript has 7 exons. Gene Ontology annotation, molecular function: store-operated calcium channel activity; protein binding; inositol 1,4,5 trisphosphate binding. Gene Ontology annotation, biological process: regulation of cytosolic calcium ion concentration; calcium ion transmembrane transport. The record is from RefSeq and is a predicted model, not a curated record. Gene Ontology annotation, cellular component: cation channel complex; plasma membrane.